Messenger RNA from Aspergillus homomorphus CBS 101889, 1614 nucleotides. Its product is annotated as putative triacylglycerol lipase. The transcript is spliced from 3 exons. The coding region runs from base 1 to 1614 and encodes 537 amino acids. Lineage: Eukaryota; Fungi; Ascomycota; Eurotiomycetes; Eurotiales; Aspergillaceae. The record is from RefSeq and is a predicted model, not a curated record.
AUGAGACUGCCCUCUCUUACACUGGUCAUCUGCCUUGCUCAAUAUGUGGAAUGCUUCCGAAAUGUGACUGUUGACCUUGGCUACUCACAGUAUCGCGGCCAAGCCCUCGCCAAUGGCAUUGUGCAAUGGUUAGGAAUACGCUAUGCUGCUCCUCCUGUGGGUUCAUUGCGAUUCGCUGCGCCCCAGGAUCCAGAGAGAAAGGAAGGCAUUCAGACUGCCUUGCAGCAUGGUCCCUUGUGUAUACCCACCGAUCAGUACCCCAUUCCAGCUGGGACAUCCGAAGACUGUUUAUUCCUUGAUGUGUACGCUCCCAAUAGGGGAAGGAAUGCAUCGAAGCUGCCGGUCUUUGUCUUUAUUCAGGGAGGAGGCUUUAAUGCAGACUCGAAUGCCAACUUUAACGGAACUGGAUUGAUCCAGGCAUCAAAGAAUGGCAUCGUCGUGCUCAACUUUAACUACCGAGUUGGUCCGUAUGGGUUUCUGUCAGGUGCUGAGGUGUUAAAGGGCGGAAGUGUAAACAACGGGCUCAAAGAUCAAAUAAAAGUCUUGCAGUGGGUUCAGAGCCAUAUAAGCAAGUUUGGCGGUGAUCCUAAACAUGUGGUUAUCGGAGGUGAUAGCGCAGGAGCAGCAUCGAUCACUCUGCUUCUCUCGGCCUAUGGCGGAGAAGACCAAGGCCUCUUCCAUGCUGCAGCAGCAGAAUCACAAAGCUUCGCCACCAUGCUGACUGCCAAUGAGUCUCAAUUUGCAUAUAACAAUCUCGUGAUCCGCACUGGUUGCGCGAGCGAGGAGGACACCCUAUCAUGCUUACGCGAAUUGGAUACAGCAAGUUUACAGCGGCAGAACAUUGGCACCCCCCUCCCUGAUGCACAGAAGCCGCCCCUCUAUUUCUAUGCGCCUUCCAUUGAUGGCGACUUGGUCCCCGACUACACGUAUCGGCAAUUCUCCCAAGGGCAUUUCAUCAAAGUCCCUGUCAUCUUUGGUGAUGUGACAAAUGAAGGUACGACAUUUGUACCGAAGAGUAUUUCCAGCGUGGGCGAAGCCGAUACUUUUAUUCAAAGCCAGUUUCCGGCAAUCCGACUAGACCAGCUCGCCAAGAUCAACCAUUUAUAUCUCGCUAAGGACCAGACCAUCUCAUUUCCCAAUGCUGGUUUGUACUGGCGACCAACCAGCAACGCAUACGGCGAACUGCGCUACAACUGCCCCGGUAUCGCCAUGUCAACGGCAUUUUCACAAGCGGGAAUGAAGAGCUGGAACUAUCACUAUGCAGUUCAGGACCCUGAUUAUGAAGCCUCGGGGGAGGGCGUGUAUCAUGUGGUGGAAUUGAAUGCCAUCUGGGGCCCACAGUAUGUGUCUGGGACCCCGCCUACUUCAUACUUCACUUCGAACGCUGCUAUCAUCCCGGUAAUGCAAGGGUACUGGACAAGCUUCAUCAAGAGCUUCGAUCCCAAUCUCUAUCGCUACCCUGGAAGUCCAGAAUGGGAGACCUGGAGUGAUGAUGGCGAUAGCCACCGUCGGCUCUUCAUUAGGACGAACGACACCAAGAUGGAGAUGGUGCCACUGGACCAAAGGGCAAGAUGCGAUUACCUGAUCAGCAUCGGCAUUGCUUUGCAACAGUGA